AUGGACUUCCCCCCUGCUGGACGUGGUGGCUGCUUCAACUGCGGCGAGGCCUCCCACCAGGCCAAGGACUGCCCUAAGAAGGGAAACCCUACCUGCUACAACUGCAACGGCCAAGGUCACUUGAGCCGUGAAUGCCAGGAACCUGCCAAGGAGAAGACGUGCUACCGUUGCGGCCAGACCGGACACCUUUCUCGCGAAUGCCCCCAGGGUGGCGACAGCAACUACAGCGGUGGUGGUUCCCAGGAGUGUUACAAGUGCGGACAAGUCGGCCACAUUGCGCGCAACUGCUCUCAGGGUGGUAACUACGGCGGUGGUUACAGCGCUGGCGGAUACGGUGGUGGUUUCGGUGGCCCUGGUGGUGCCGGUGGUCGUCAACAGACCUGCUACUCCUGCGGUGGCUUCGGCCACAUGGCCCGUGACUGCACUCAGGGUCAGAAGUGCUACAACUGCGGCGAAGUCGGUCACGUCUCUCGCGACUGCCCCACCGAGGCCAAGGGUGAGCGCAUGUGCUACAAGUGCAAGCAGCCCGGUCACGUUCAGUCCGCUUGCCCUAACUAA
Messenger RNA from Penicillium hordei, 558 nucleotides. RefSeq lists its product as uncharacterized. Bases 1 to 558 code for a protein of 185 amino acids. The record is from RefSeq and is a predicted model, not a curated record. Gene Ontology annotation, cellular component: cytoplasm. NCBI's taxonomy places the organism in Eukaryota, Fungi, Ascomycota, Eurotiomycetes, Eurotiales, Aspergillaceae. Gene Ontology annotation, molecular function: single-stranded RNA binding; translation regulator activity; zinc ion binding. Gene Ontology annotation, biological process: positive regulation of cytoplasmic translation. The transcript is spliced from 7 exons.